Messenger RNA from Haliotis rufescens (red abalone), 441 nucleotides. RefSeq lists its product as uncharacterized. The coding region runs from base 79 to 381 and encodes 100 amino acids. The record is from RefSeq and is a predicted model, not a curated record. The transcript is spliced from 4 exons. Lineage: Eukaryota; Metazoa; Mollusca; Gastropoda; Lepetellida; Haliotidae.
CACGUGAUACAACUUCAAGUAAGACUGCUGGGUAUAGCAAAGAUUUCGGACAGUGAGCCUCUCCCAACAACUUCCACAAUGCGAGCCCUGCUGACCUGUUUCUGCCUCCUGGUGCUCCUCGUCUGCAUCUCCGCCGACCUGCUGGCCACGUUGAAGAUGAUCCACAAGUCCCCUGCCUUCCACCAACUCCCCCCUUCCGAGCAGGUACUCCUGGUGGAGCUGAUGGCCGAGGCGGAGGCUGACCAGCUGCACGCGUACGUCAACCACAUCGGCAUGGACCGCCUCAUCGCCAUGAUGGCCCAUUUGCCCGAGCAUGAGGCUAGCCUCCUCUUGAAAUACCUGAAUGCUGAGCUCCAGCAGGAGAGUCACCAUGGCAACUAGAUACAGAAUGAGUUAAGGAAAAGCUCGUUGCAGUGUCAGUAAAACCAUCUUUGAAAAAUA